AUGAGUAUGACACUGACACCGAAUCCGCGACCAACCGAACAAUUGCUUGAAACUCUCAACUAUGUAACUUCGAAUCUUGAUUUUUACUUUAGGUUUAUAAAUGGAGGUGAAUUUUAUGGGGCUGAGGACGCUAAUUUGAAGCUCUUGAAAAAAUUUGUUGAUGCUAAUAUGCCAGAGUUUAAUCGUAGUCUAGUUAUUAGUAUCAAAGGAAGUUUGGAUCUUACUGCUUUCACCAUAAGCAGCUCCAAGGAGGAAGUCUCUCGUUCAAUUGAAAAUAUCAUAUCUCAUUUUCCUAAAGAUCUUUCUUUGAGACCCAAAAUUAUCUUCGAACCUUGUAGGGUCGAUCCAAAAGUUCCAUAUGAGGAGACUAUUGGGUGUGUUACAGCAUACGUCAAGGCAGGCAAAAUCGACCGUGUUUCUAUUUCGAAGUUGUUGCUGAAUCUAUCAGAAAGGCUGUUGGGGUUUUCCCUAUAUUUAUAG
This is a messenger RNA of Priceomyces carsonii, 480 nucleotides long. RefSeq lists its product as uncharacterized. The transcript has a single exon. The coding region runs from base 1 to 480 and encodes 159 amino acids. The record is from RefSeq and is a predicted model, not a curated record. NCBI's taxonomy places the organism in Eukaryota, Fungi, Ascomycota, Pichiomycetes, Serinales, Debaryomycetaceae.